This is a messenger RNA of Sodiomyces alkalinus F11, 396 nucleotides long. RefSeq names its product profilin. Lineage: Eukaryota; Fungi; Ascomycota; Sordariomycetes; Glomerellales; Plectosphaerellaceae. The coding region runs from base 1 to 396 and encodes 131 amino acids. The transcript is spliced from 5 exons. Gene Ontology annotation, cellular component: cell cortex. The record is from RefSeq and is a predicted model, not a curated record. Gene Ontology annotation, molecular function: actin monomer binding.
AUGUCCUGGCAAGCUUACGUCGAUACUAGCCUCGUUGGCACCGGCCAUAUUGACAAAGCCGCCAUCAUCAGCAUCGCUGGCGACAGCACUUGGGCAGCCUCGGCUGGCUUCAGCCUUUCCGCUCCCGAGAUGAAGGCCAUUGCCGACGUCGUUACCGAUAAGGCCGGCGCCAAGGACAGGGCUUUCGCAGACGGGCUGUACAUCGCUGGCGAGCGAUACGUUAUGGCAAGAGCUGAGGACGGCGCUAUUUAUGCGCGCAAGGGUCGAGAGGGCGUUGCCGUUGCCAAGACUAACCAGGCCAUUCUUGUCGGCCAUCACAAUGAGGAGGGUGUUGCCGGAAACGCCACCCAGGCUGUACAGAAGCUGGCCGACUACCUCAUUGGCCUUAAGUACUAA